Messenger RNA from Oryzias melastigma (Indian medaka), 4742 nucleotides. It is a transcript of the gene deptor, whose product is annotated as DEP domain containing MTOR-interacting protein. The record is from RefSeq and is a predicted model, not a curated record. Bases 497 to 1723 code for a protein of 408 amino acids. The transcript has 10 exons. Gene Ontology annotation, molecular function: protein binding. Lineage: Eukaryota; Metazoa; Chordata; Actinopteri; Beloniformes; Adrianichthyidae. Gene Ontology annotation, biological process: intracellular signal transduction; negative regulation of TOR signaling.
GAUUAUAUAUAGGUUCAUGGUUGUGUGCCCCCUCCCUUACACAUAUUAUGUAAUAUUUUAUUUUGUCUUAUUUUUAUUCAUAAUUGAGGAAGAAGUUGUUGCACAUUUUCCACAGAGGGACUCGUGCACAUUAGAUAAGUGGGCUGGAAGCUGUUCAUCUGCAGCUUUUCUUUGUUUUUUGUCUGCACACUGAGGCCCCGCCCCAGCGGCAACUCCCCCCUAUGACGUCACCAGAGGCUGGCUCUGGUCCGCAGCGUGGAGAGCGGAACGUGAGCUCGCGCUGUGGUGUGACUGACUGACUGACUGCGCUGUCAGUGACAAACAAAAGCGGGAGCAGCGCCGCUCCUCAGUCACGGGAUCCCGGGGGAUUUGUGCGGGAAUGUCACGCAUUCCGAGGCUUGGAGAGAUGCACGUUUGCUGAUGGAGCUGCAGCUCUGACCCCACGCGGUCCUCGACAUGGAUUAGUUCUUGCACAACGUCUCCAACAAACAUCUCCAUGGUGCUGGAAAGGGACAUCAUGGACAGGAUCGGCUCCACCAUGCAGAAGAAGGCAGCAGAGCUGGAGAGGCUGGCUGAGGUUCUGGUCACAGGAGAACAGCUGAGACUGCGCCUGCAUGAAGCCAAGGUGAUCAAAGAUCGAAGGCACCACCUCCGCACUUACCCAAACUGCUUUGUGGCCAAGGAGCUCAUCGAUUGGCUGCUUGAGCAUAAGGAGGCCUCUGACCGAGCCACUGCCAUCAAGAUCGUGCAGAGGCUCAUGGACCAGAGCAUCAUUCACCAUGUGUGUGAUGAGCACCGGGAGUUCAAAGACAUGAAGCUGUUUUACCGCUUCAGGAAGGACGACGGCACCUUCCCGCUGGACAGCGAGUCCAAGGUCUUCAUGAGGGGUCAGCGGCUCUACGAAAAACUGAUGAACACAGAAAACACUCUAAUUCAGAGCAGACAGGAGGAAGGCUCGCUGUUCGAGCGCUCGCUGGUGGCCUCGGAGUUCAUCGACUGGCUGCUGCAGGAGGGAGAGACUCCAACCAGGGAGGAGGCCGAGCAGCUGGGAAGGAGGCUUCUGGAGCACGGCAUCCUUCAGCACGUCACCAACAAACACCAUUUCGUGGACGGGCCUCUCCUCUACCAGUUCCGCAUGAACUUCCGGCGUCGGCGGCGGUUGCUGGAGCUGCUUCACGAGCGCAGCCGCAGCAUCCCGGAGAGCCACGACAGCCCCUUCUGUCUCCGUAAGCAGCAGUCGGAUGGAGGCAACAGCAGCUUCCUCUCAGUGAGUCCCACCAAAGAGAUAAAGGCUGUGGUGGGGGUUCGGCGCAGCAGCAUGAGCAGCAGCUGUGGCAGCAGCGGUUACUACAGCAGCAGUCCCACUCUCAGCAGCAGUCCGCCUGUCCUCUGCAACCCCAAAUCCGUUGUUAAGAGACAAGUGACUCCAGAGGAGCUGCAGAAACCAGGAGGAUCUUUUGCGAAGAAGACAUUCACUAUUAUUGGGGAUGCUGUUGGUUGGGGUUUUGUGGUGCGAGGCAGCAAACCGUGUCACAUCCAAGCUGUAGACCCCGGUGGACCGGCAGCUGCUGCUGGCAUGAAGGUGUGUCAGUUCGUGGUGUCUGUGAACGGGCUGAACGUCCUCAGCCACGACUACCGGACCGUCAGCAACCUGAUCCUGACGGGUCCCAGGACAAUCGUCAUGGAGGUCAUGGAGGAGGUUCCAGACCACCUUCACCCAUGAACAAAGAAGGGCAGUAUAGUGAAAAGAGUUCUGUUUAUUGACUCUAAAAGCACAUUGACCAAGAAAAAUGGAUGCCUUUGAAAGAACUCGCUUUCAUGUCUGUUUGAGGUGGGUGGUUGAAACGCAAAGGAGUAGAAAAAGUAUUUGUUGAUUGUGUUUUAGGGGAAACAAAACUGUUGCUGACCAUAACAGAGUGUGAGAGGAAGUGAAACAAAGUGGAGAUAAACAAGGCAGAGCCGAAAGUGUAAAAACAGGAAUAAACAUUUCAUGGAUAUAUUCAGUGACCUUUGCCCCAGUAAGAGUCUUUAGAAAGACCCGCUGUUUCCUGCUGCGCCACACUGCCCUCUGCUGGUCAACACAGGAAGGUGCAUAAAGCAUCAAAAUUACCUUGUAGUUUUUAUUCAUUCAUUUUUAGUGUUAAAUUGAGGAAAACACAACAAAGUUCACUGAUAAAGUGCAUGUGAAGGUACUGAACAGCUUUUUACUCAAACAUUUGCAGACAUGUUUUGAAAAAUCCCAAUAGAUUGAGUCAUAAAAUAACAGUUACAGUUAAACUUUUAAAACAGGUCUUCAAAAUAAAUAAGAUUAUAGAUGUUUAAAAAGCUUUAUAAGAAAAUAGAUGUGUAGGUUAAAUAUAAAAAAGAGGUAUAGAUUUGUAACAUAGAUCUCUAAGGUUUUUAAUUUUCAAUCUUAAAAAAAAUGAAAAAAACCCAUAAGCACUUUGAAAAGUGAUUUAUAAGUGCAACUUUGAGUGUAAUCCAGUGAUGGUUUUAACAAUUUGUGCCAAAUGAUGUUGAUUUCAUUAAACUAUAGCCCUUUGCUUCUCAAUGCUAACAUUUUUUGACAGUUAGCUUCAGGUUAUGUCUGGUUUCAGAUAUUUAAAAAAAAACAACCUCAUAAAGUUUUGUUUGCUCAAUGCUUUGCUGUGAAGAAAGAAUGUGAUUUGGUAGAUUUGGGUUUUCAGAUGGUAACCAUGUUAUUUUUGUUUUUCCCCCCAGCACAAAAAAGAAAAUAUUUUGAUGUUAAAGUCCCACUCUGGUCAUCCUUUUAUCUAUUUUAUUAAUCAUUCUCAGUGGUCUUUUAAUUAUGAUUAUGUAGCUUUCAGACUAAAUCAAACAACCUGAUAGAAAUUAGCUUGAGUUGUGGGCGGGACUAAUAGCGCGGAGUAAGCCUGUUUCCACUUCCCAUCACACCUGUGCGUGUAAGCUAGUGGAAAACUAGCUUAGGCUAGCAGGAGAGCUAGCUGUAAGCUAACAACCCUAACCUAAUAUUACAGCUGCAACAAAAAUCACAAGCAAUAUUUUUUGUUUGCUCCUAACUCAUUAGCUUAAUUCUUCGUCCUCCAUCAUGAGAAAAAUGCUCCCAAAAACACAAUUUUCACUGGAGUGGGUCUUAAAAGAGAGAAACCUCGAGAGAAAACAUGUGUGGCUAGAAGCUUGUUUAGGUUUUAUUCAAACUCCCACAAAAACAUUUGUUUUACUGAAGUUGUUUCUUCAUCACGUCAAUCUGUGUUUGCAAAAGCAUCAAAAGAAAAUGUUAGAAAUAAGGACAUUUUGUGACUGUGAUUAACACGUUCUGUGUAAAUCUUCUCUUUAAAGAAAUGUUUAGUUUCAAUCCCAGAUUGUUGGGUUUUAGAAUGAAACAAAUUGACUAAGAUGGAUGUUCUUUCUCUUGUUGUGAACCUGCAGUGUUUUCUGUGAGUCUGUGUUAGUCUAGCUGUCGCAGUGAACUGCAUUCAGACGUGGCGUUUGCUGUGUACUAAAGCUCUGAGAUGCACGGCUGCUGUAAACGUGUUUGCAUGUAGCUUUACCUCCUCACCCCAACCACUUCCUGGGUCACGGGGUCACACAGAGUUCAUCUGGGAGAUUGUUUUACAGUGAAAAACACGUGAAGCCAAACUGUUGCCAAAUCUGGAGGCAGAUGGAUAUUAGAUGCACAAAGAUAAUGUCUUUCCUGACUCUGAUUACAAAGGGAGAAUCUGCACAGAGAACAGCUGUACCUCAAGUAAAUCUUCAGAUCAGCACAUAAGGUUCUGAGAACUUUCAGUACAACUUUACUAUUUGUUUAUAUUUUUGCUAAAUAUGUAACGGCCUUAAAAUCACAAAAAAAAGAAACAUUUAUUCUCCUGUCUCUUACUUACCCAGCCAUUCCUGCUCAAAUAACAACAAGGUUCAUGUAGUUUGUUAAAUUGUAAGAUUUAUUAGAAGUUUUUUGAUAAAUAAUCCUAAAAACAUAUCAAUAUUUCAGGAUCAUAUGAAGCUCCUCACGUCAUUGUAGCUUUGUUAGAUAAUCUAUGGAAUCCAAUCAUGAAUUUAUGAAUGAUGCCAUGUGUGUUAUUAUUUAGCCAGGAUUUAUGUAAAUGUUCAAAAUUUACUCCUUUAGAAAAACAGAGAUGUUUGGAUGUUUUUUUAAUCAUAGUAAAAAAUAAAGAUAAAGUUUAAGACUUGUUUUUUUUUCCUUUAAGAGUUAGUUUUUAUUAAGAAAAAUCUCUUUUUUGCUGUUGUUUUUGAAGCGUGUUGGAUGUUAUCUGCUGGAGGGAGCUUCACGUAGCGGAAAUGUUGCUUCGCAUAGAUGACUGCUUUGCUUUCAGGGGAAAAAAGGACUCUUCGCUCGUAUAAAUGUUUAGGUUUGGUGGCCAGGAUGAAAAACGGGUUUACUGACUGUUUAACUGAAAGUUUCCGCCUUAACGUAUGGUUUUGCUGCUAAUGUCAGCUGCGUCGGUAUUUUUCCACUUUUUGUUUCUCUAUAUCUUGUUGGUGUUUGGCCAAUACUGCCUUGAGAUGGCACAAAGAGCAGGGAUCACAGCUUCACCCUGCCAUCAUCGCCAUUGUAUGUUCAGAUGUCAGACUGGUACAAAAACAAGACUUUUCUUUGUAUUCUCAUGUUGAGGCUGAAGUUCAGCAGGUACUAAAGUGGUUUUUUUCAGCCACAAUGAACUGAAUGUUGGAUUUGGAGAUGAUACCAGCUCAGCCGGUUUCAUUACUGUAAUCUAAUACAAUAAAGUGUUUAUAAAACUGAA